Messenger RNA from Lactuca virosa, 2289 nucleotides. NCBI's taxonomy places the organism in Eukaryota, Viridiplantae, Streptophyta, Magnoliopsida, Asterales, Asteraceae. The record is from the annotation of a GenBank genome assembly.
CAGUUCGUAGUUCUCUUUUCCUUUGUGGCCAUUUUCAGUUUUUCACCAAAUCAUCGACCAUUUCUCUUUUGGAGCAAUUGUUGACUCUUUCGUCGUUCCGCUUAUUCCUCAAGUUCAACCAAACUAAUAAGUCAACCAUGAAUCCAUAACCUCCCUUUUACAAUUAAUUAUUCUUCAUGGGAUUUCGUCAAUUCCUCAUAAACCCAGAAUAAGUCUCCACUUGCAGAAUCUUAGUCCCUUUAAUACCCAAUCUUUCUUCAAUCCCAUAACCGAGUGUUUCUGUGAGCUCUUAACCGUGUGAUUUUGGUGGUCUAAUAAUGGCCAAUCAAGAAAGGGGUGAUUUGGUGAGUCAACUCGUUGACCUGGUCAGGGAGUUUUCAGGGUUACCUGAGUGCAGAAACGCCGUUAAAGAGAUGUACGUGAAUUUGAUGAGGAGAGUGAAGCUUUUGAACCCUUUAUUUGAGGAAUUAAAAGAUAGCGAAGAACAACUUAACGCUGAUGAUGAUGUUCAAGGGUUACAGUUUUUGAAAAUUGCCUUGAAUUUGGCUCUGGAGCUUCUCAAAUCAGUCAAUGGAGGAAGCAAAACCUUUCAGGCGCUGCAAAUUGAUGGAAUUGCUGACAAGUUUCGUGCAGUAACUGCGCAAAUUGAAGAGGCAUUGUGCAAAGUUCAUUAUGAUAGAUUCGAUAUACCUGAGGAAGUCAGAGAACAGAUACAACUUGUGCAUCUACAAUUUAAACGAGCGAAAAGACAAAUCGAGUCUCCAGAUUUACAGUUCCAAACAGAUUUGGCCAUGGUGAAAAAGGGAAAAGAACCCGAUCUAGAAAUGAUUAAACGACUUUCAGCAAAACUGCAUCUCACGACAAUAAAUGAUCUUAGGAGAGAGUCUCUUGCAAUUCAUGAUAUGGUCAUGUCAGCCGAUGGAGUUCCUGAAAAUUGCUUCGAGUUAAUGUCGUUUCUUCUUAAAAAGAUAAACGAUUUCGUGAUGCUUGGAAAUCCCAAACUUGAUUCCUCUGAUCAUGAAUCGAGCUUCGUGAGGCAUAGAUCUCCGGUGAUUCCAGAUGAUUUCAGGUGCCCGAUAUCACUCGAGUUGAUGAAAGAUCCCGUGAUUGUCUCCACCGGGCAGACGUAUGAACGGUCUUGUAUUCAAAAAUGGCUAGACGCCGGACACAAAACAUGCCCAAAAACUCAACAAACAUUACUCCACACAGCGUUAACACCGAACUAUGUCUUGAAGAGUCUAAUCGCCUUAUGGUGUGAUAGUAACGGAAUCGAGUUGCCACAACCGCAAGGCAACUCAAGAAACCCUAAAACCACUAAAAUUGGAUCGGAAUGUGACCAAACCGCCAUUACUGGAUUACUCGAGAAACUCGGAAACGGUAAUUCCGACGAGCAACGGGCGGCUGCCGGUGAACUCCGAUUACUAGCAAAACGGAAUGCCGAUAGUCGGAUUUGCAUCGCGGAUGCCGGUGCGAUUCCGUUGUUAGUUGAGUUACUAUCUUCCCAAGAUAACCGGACUCAAGAACAUGCGGUCACCGCACUUUUGAACUUAUCCAUAAACGAGGUGAAUAAAGGGAUAAUCGUGGGUGUUGGAGCCAUAGCCGAUAUAGUAGAUGUAUUGAAGAAUGGAACCAUGGAGGGGCGGGAAAACGCGGCGGCAACGCUUUUUAGUUUGUCGGUUUUGGACGAAAACAAGGUGGCGAUUGGGGCGGCCGGUGCGAUUCCGCCGCUUAUCGAUUUGCUUCGAGACGGGACUCCGAGAGGGAAAAAGGACGCGGCGACCGCCAUUUUUAACCUAUGUAUCUAUCAAGGGAACAAGGUGAGAGCGGUACGGGCCGGAAUCGUGAUUCCGUUGAUGGAAUUGGUGAAAGACGCGAGCGGUGGAAUGAUGGAUGAGGCUUUAGCGAUUUUGGCGAUAAUUGCUAGUCACCAUGAAGGGAAAGCGGCGAUUGGGCAAGCCGAUCCAAUUCCGGUUUUGGUGGAAGUGGUUCGAACGGGGUCUCCUAGGAAUCGGGAGAAUGGAGUGGCGGUUUUGUGGUGUGUUUGUGUGGGUGAUAUCGAGUGUUUGAAGAUGAUGAAAGAGCUUGGAGCGGAGGAGGUUUUGAAGGAAUUAUUGGAGAAUGGAACCGAUAGAGCAAAGCGGAAGGCGGGAAGUUUGUUGGAACUUCUCCAACAAGUUCAACUUGGGGCGAACCUAUGACUUGUUGGUAGUGUGUGCCUGAAUACAUACUAUGAAGAAGUAGUAUGCAUCAGGCACAAGUCAAUUUGUGCUUGAUAGAUAAUAUGUAUGC